Messenger RNA from Lolium perenne, 1141 nucleotides. Its product is annotated as amino acid transporter AVT1I-like. Lineage: Eukaryota; Viridiplantae; Streptophyta; Magnoliopsida; Poales; Poaceae. Gene Ontology annotation, cellular component: vacuolar membrane. The record is from RefSeq and is a predicted model, not a curated record. Gene Ontology annotation, molecular function: L-amino acid transmembrane transporter activity. Gene Ontology annotation, biological process: amino acid transmembrane transport.
GAUGCUGUCCGUGUCAUACGCGCUGUCGCAGGGUGGGUGGCUAAGCCUGGCGCUCUUCGUCCUCGUCGGCGCGAUCUGCUACUACACGGGCAAGCUCAUCGACCGCUGCAUGCGCGCAGACGACUCCGUCAGGAGCUACCCCGACAUUGGGCAGCUCGCCUUCGGGCCCCACGGCCGGAGAGCCAUCGGCGUCAUCAUGUACAUCGAGCUCUACCUCGUGGCCGUCAGCUUCCUCAUCCUCGAGGGCGACAAUCUCGACAAGCUCUUCCCUGGCGCAAGCUUCGACCUCGCGGGCUGCCGGGUGCAGGGGAAGCAGCUCUUCGUGCUUGUGGCCGCCGCUGUCAUUCUCCCCACGACAUGGCUCAAGGAUCUCAGCGUGCUCGCAUACGUGUCUGCGGUCGGGCUCGUGGCCUCGGUGGCCUUGACGGCGUCCCUUGCCUGGGCCGCCAUAGCCGCCGAGCAUGGCUUCCACGCAAGGAAGGCCAGCACCGUCUUGAACGUGAAAGGUCUGCCGACCUCCCUCAGCCUCUACUUCGUCUGCUUCUCCGGCCACGGCGUCUUCCCGACCGUGUACUCCUCGAUGAAGAAAAACAAGGAUUUUCCCAAGGUCCUGUUGAUCUCUUCUGUAUUGUGCAGCCUGAACUACGCACUGACAGCGAUCCUGGGUUACCUGCUCUACGGCGACGACGUGCAGGCACAGGUGACGCUGAACCUGCCCACAGGCAAGAUGUACACCAAGGUGGCCAUCCUGACGACCCUGAUCAACCCGCUGGCCAAGUACGCGCUCGUCAUCCAGCCCAUCGCGGAGGCGAUCGAGGCGAAGCUGCCCAUCGCCGAGAGGGGCCUGACCAGGGUGCUCAUCAGCACCGCCGUGCUCGCCAGCACGGUGGUGGUCGCGUCCACCGUGCCCUUCUUCGGAUACCUCAUGUCAUUCACCGGAUCCUCCCUCAACGUCAUCGUCGCCGUCCUCUUCCCGUGCCUGAGCUACCUCCAGAUCUACAUGCCCAGGUCAGGAGUCCACCGUUUCGAGGUUGUGGCGAUCAUCGGCAUACUCGUCAUCGGAGUGUGCGUUGCUGUUGUAGGCACUUACACCUCCGUGCACCAGAUUAUAGGCACGUUCUGACUUCUGACGGCGAAACAA